This is a messenger RNA of Daktulosphaira vitifoliae (grape phylloxera), 898 nucleotides long. It is a transcript of the gene Manf, whose product is annotated as mesencephalic astrocyte-derived neurotrophic factor homolog. Bases 220 to 741 code for a protein of 173 amino acids. The transcript has 4 exons. Lineage: Eukaryota; Metazoa; Arthropoda; Insecta; Hemiptera; Phylloxeridae. Gene Ontology annotation, cellular component: endoplasmic reticulum. Gene Ontology annotation, biological process: dopaminergic neuron differentiation; neuron projection development. The record is from RefSeq and is a predicted model, not a curated record.
ACGCCAAUAAUAUAUUAUAAAUAUCAAAGUUUACCAAUUUUCAUUCAUUAUCUUCUAAUUUUCUAAGUUGAUUUAUAAACAGUUUGAAUAAUUUAAUAUUUAAUUUUUAAAUAAAUUGUUUUUUAUUUUACUGAAAUACAUUAAAAUACUUUAUUACUUUAUUGUUUUUCAAAAUAGUCUAAUUAUUUAUUUCAACAAAAUAAAAGAGUUAACUUUAUAAUGAACCUGUAUUUAAUAUUAGUAUUUGUUUUUGUUGUUAUGCAAACUAUUUUAGUUCAAUCGCGAACAUUUACAGCGGAAGAUUGUCCUGUAUGUGUUGCGACUAUAGAAAAGUUUUCACGUACUGUUGAUGGUGUGAAAGAUCUAAAAUUAAUUGAAGAAAAUUUCAGAUCAUUUUGUUUAUCUUCCAAAAAUGACAAAGAAAAAAGAUUAUGUUACUAUUUAGGAGGAUUAAAAGAUUCAGCUACUGGAAUAUUAAGUGAAAUGUCUAAACCAUUAUCAUGGUCUAUGCCAGCAGUAAAAAUUUGUGAACGUUUAAAGAAAAUGGAUGCUCAAAUUUGUGAUAUUAAAUAUGAUAAAGAAAUUGAUUGGAAGACAGUUAAUUUGAAAAAAUUAAAAGUUAAGGAUUUGAAAAAGAUUUUGGAUAACUGGGGAGAAAUUUGUGAUGGUUGUUUAGAAAAAACUGAUUAUAUUAAGAGAGUUGAAGAAUUAAAGACCAGUUAUGUCAAAGAAGAAUUGUAAAAUAAAAUGUUUCCAAAUUAUAAAGUUACUAUUUUAAAAGAAAAUUAUAUAUAUAAUUGUGUUCUUGUUUUAAGUAGAACGAUUAAUUUGUAACAUUUCUAUAUUUAUACUCUAACAUAACUAAUUUAAAUAAACCAAACUUUAUAAAUAAAAUAAA